AUGGCAGACGAAGAAGCGCCUCCUGAGGUGCAUCACUACAGUAGUCUCCAAGAAGUUCCUUGGGACAUUCAAAACUACUGGGCCCAACGCUAUCAGAUCUUUUCUAAGUAUGAUGAAGGCGUAUGGUUGACCGAUGAUGCUUGGUUCGGUGUCACACCUGAACCGGUUGCCAACAAAAUCGCCUCCCAAAUUGCCGACUCGGCACCCGCUGGACGCAUGAUUCUGGUAGAUGCAUUCGCUGGCGCAGGAGGGAACACAAUCGCAUUUGCCCUGACUGGCAAAUGGAAGCGCAUCUACGCAAUUGAAAAGAACCCUGCCGUUCUUAAGUGCGCUAAGCACAACGCCCGAAUCUACGGUGUCUCAGACAAGAUCACUUGGUUUGAAGGCGAUUGCUUUGAUAUACUCAAAAAAGAGCUGAAAGACCUAGCACCCUACAGUGUGGUCUUUGCCAGCCCGCCCUGGGGAGGUCCUGGAUAUCGCUCGGAUCAAGUGUUCAACCUGAAGACCAUGGAGCCAUAUUCACUCCAACGGCUUUAUGAUGAAUACUCAACCUUUAGUCAACAUAUGGUUCUCUUUAUUCCCAGAACCUCUGACUUGAAACAAAUAGCCAAGCUGGUUCCCGAUGGGAAAAAAGGGAUGGUGAUGCACUAUUGUAUGGAGGGAGCGAGCAAGGCAUUGUGUAUUUUCUAUGGGGACUUUGACGUGGCACGACUCUCUCAAUAA
Molecule: messenger RNA, 723 nt
Organism: Penicillium brevicompactum
Lineage: Eukaryota; Fungi; Ascomycota; Eurotiomycetes; Eurotiales; Aspergillaceae
Product: RNA methyltransferase
Exons: 4
Coding region: 1-723 (240 amino acids)
Biological process (GO): 7-methylguanosine cap hypermethylation; 7-methylguanosine RNA capping
Cellular component (GO): nucleus
Molecular function (GO): RNA cap trimethylguanosine synthase activity
Source: RefSeq, a predicted model, not a curated record